Molecule: messenger RNA, 2348 nt
Organism: Musca domestica (house fly)
Lineage: Eukaryota; Metazoa; Arthropoda; Insecta; Diptera; Muscidae
Exons: 7
Coding region: 580-2076 (498 amino acids)
Source: RefSeq, a predicted model, not a curated record
UUUGACGCUGCUCUACUGAGCACACAACAUUCGGAACGAACGGCACAUGCAUAAAACAGUCGGGAGCUUGUUGUUGCGGGUUGUUGUUAUUAUUUCAAGUAAUCAGGCGCAAACGAUCGCAUAAAGUAAAAUAAAUAAGUAGUAAUAAUAAGAAUCUGAAAUAAAAAUUAAACGGUACGACACGGAUAGGCGGCGGUAGCGUGUGCCAUACUUAUGUUCAGCUAAAGUAACAAAAAAUACUAGAAAAGAAUACAACGAAAAAAGAAAAAAAAACAAACAAAACAUAAAAAAGCCUACCAAGUGAAUGAAGCGCUAGAAUUACGUAUUUGCAUGUCAAACAGCGGCAGAUAUAUCGCAAGUGAGUGAACAAGUGCAGUGAACAGAAAAAAGUUUCGAAGAUCGGAAAAAACGCCUGCUAAAGAAGCUUUUUUUUUUUUUUUGCUGAAAAUUCUUUAGCAAAUUAUUAAUGAGAAGAAAAAUUUCGUCUAAAUGUUACGGCCAAAUUAAAUGUGAGAAAAAUCGAAACCUCCAACCAGCCAUUAAACACACAGCGACACCAACAAUAGCAACAACAACAACAUGAAUAAAUUAAAAUCCAUGCUACCGCCAUCCCUGACGUCAUCAUCGUCAUCGAAUGCCGCCAGACGUCAGUCGGAAAAUCUGGAACCCGAAAUCGGUUUCCAGUUGACCAUCGAAGCUAGUUCACCCCAAAAUUCCAAUGAUCCUCAUGCACCAAAGACAGUCAUACCUGAGCUGAAUGUUCAUUUGAUGGCAGCGCGACAUCUGCCGUCGUUGUUUGGUUUUAAAAUUGUACAAGGUUACCUGAUAAAAGUAAAGCUUUUUCCCGGUUCGAAACGUUUGGAUAGUACGAUACAAACGAACACAUGGCCAAAGUUUAAUGAAACUUUCAAAUUUCCCUUGGCACCAGAAAUAAAACCUUCACUGAAACAUUCAUCACGUCGUGGCAGCAAAGCUGCUGUGGCAGAAUUUACGCCUGAAGAACUUUUGGCUGGACAAUUUGUGGUUUUUACAGUUUAUGCCCUGCUGGAAUUACCACCAACGUCAUUUAAUCGCUUUAGCAAAACCUAUCGCUCGCUCAAGGACAAAAGUUCCAAUCUAAUGCAAAACAUAUUCGAAGAGAAGUCAGAGAAAACAACGAACAAUGAUGACAAGGAGAAUACGAAAAAUAAACGCAAAACCCAGGACAACCCAAGGGAUUCAAUGCCCCCGCUGACAAUCAGUGAAUCGAGAAGGAAUUUAGGUGCCGUUACCUGUUAUUUACAACCAAAGCUAUUUAAACGCAACUCGCGUGGCGUCUUUGCCACGGAGGAAUUGUGGAUGCCCAUUAAGGACAUAAAUACGACAGUUAAGAAACCAAAUGAUAAUAACAAUAAUUUAUCGAAUUCUACAAAAGGUGUUGUAGAACUCGUUUUAGAGGUACGAGAAAUGGGCGAGACCAUUGAUCCCACCAAUACGGACAGUUCAUCGUCUUCCUCCGUGCCCAAUGGUGGCAAUAAUAGCAGCAUAAAUUCAAAUGGCAGCACAACUAGCGUUUCGACCGUAACCUCCACCAAGGAACCCAAAUCUUGGAACAAUCGCAUGACAUCGGACUUUAAGAAGCGUAUGGGCAUUAGUAAUGUGAACACAAAGACCCAUCAUAAACUAAUGCUAAAGGUAACCACAUCGCGCAUGCGCUGUUCGAAUAAAGUCAAAGAUGAACUGGAAGCAACGGCGGGUAGUGUUUAUGUAAAGACAACAGUCUUCGAUAAUGGCAUCUACAUCGAUUCAUGGAAAUCACCAAAUUUCUAUCCAUCCCUGGCCACGAAAUGGGAUGUGGGCAAGGAUGUGGCUACCCUGAAUAUACCUCUGCCAAGUAUGGAGCAUUUAGAUCGGCUAAUGAUCCGAACCACUUUGGCAACAAAAACUAAAAUGGCCAAAAAAUUAGUAUUAGGUACAGUGGUAAUAGGCGGCACUGCUUGCGGAACAACGUUAAGCGGUGCGGGAGCCCAACAAAUGGCCCAGUUAAAGGACUCUCCACUAAAUGAACGCGUAGCCGUAUGGCAUUGUUAUCAGUAAUAGAAAAGUGCAGAAUGAGAAAAGUGUUUUUUAUUUAUUUUGUUUUCAAUUCAUUUUUUGGAGUUUUAUUAUUAUUUUUUAAUGACAAUUUUUAAGUUUACGUUUUUUAUUUAAAUGUUUAACACUAGUAAAUUAGCAAACUUAUUUUUUUGUUAAAAAUGAUUUAUUAUUAUUUAUAUAACGAGAGUAUUUUUUUUUCUAAAUUUACAAUUCCAAAAAAAGAGAACUAAUUUGACGAGAAUAAAAUUAAAUUAAUAAAUAAAUUCAAGAAA